CGCCCCAGUAUUGACCAUGGCCUCAGCUGCAUCAGAUUUCGUGAGAGAAGUUUGGGAACGCUAUCAGAAGAUUGUGAGGGAAAACCCUGAAACCGUCAGUCAGCUAGAAUCCACAUUCAAAGUUGUGUCAUAUGUUAUAGCAGGUAGAUUUGAAGAUUCCCAGGUUUUGUCAGAACUUGUCUACUUGGCAUCUAAUUUGCUGAUUCUACUAAAUGAUACAAUCUUUAGACAGACAGCCAAAGUUUUAAAAAACAUAUCUGUCCCAGUAGAAAGAUGGAAGAGAUUUCUAACAGUUUUGCAGUAUGCAGAAGUUUUUCUAGAAAUGGCAGCACAGAGAGCAUGGGGAGAAACAGGAAGAUGGUUCAUUAUAUUAGUUGUACAGCUCACAAAGACAGUUAUAAGGAUGAUGCUGCUUUGGAAACAUAAAGGAGGGUUUCAGACUAAUCCUCCUCAGCCUCCACUUGAUAGGGACCAACUUUUACCCAAGCUAAAGAGAAGUGUUUCAAAGGAACUGCUUGAUUUGGAAGAAAAUUUAGAUGGUGAAAAUGAAAGUCCUACUUUUACACUGAAAAGUUCCGGCAAAGUAAUGAGACGUCUUUCUACAUCUCCUCCAAUCAACUUCAGAACUUGGAAGUUACCUUCAGAAGAAAAAUCCAGUUAUUCCAAAAACAAAAAAUUACCGUACGGAAUUUCACCAACGUCAUUGUCAAAGCAGAGACUAUAUGCAGAAACUUUUUAUAUAAUCAAACCAUUGUUACACUUAUUUAGCAUGCGUCUAUUUGGGAUAGAGUCAUGGAAGCCCUUCUUGUUAUCUGGAUUUGCUGAUGUUUCAAGUUUAUGUAUGAUUGGUGACCCUCAAGACCUUAACCAAGAAGAAAAACAGGAGAUAAAGAAAAGGACAUACAUGUUGUUAUUAUAUUUAUUGAAGUCUCCUAUGUAUGAUAGACAUACUAAAGUAAAGAUUUUGUCCACAUUACAGUUUAUAUCUGACCAUGUUCCAUUAACUGGGUUAAUUCUACGUCCAUUGGCACAGUACCUACCUGCUUGGCAGAAAGUCUAUUUCUACUUGUGGUCAACAUAAUCACUGACAAAUUUUUAAAUUGUUUAUUAAACUGAUAAAUGUAUUUUUUUACAUGUUUCACAUGUUGAAUUUUAUUUCAAACCAUAAAGUUACAACAUAUAUGUUUGAUCACCAGUUUUAUACCAAGUGACCAAUUGUUCCAUGCUCGACUUUGCUUUAAAAGACAAACAAAAGGAAGAAAGAUAUUUAUAUCAAAUAUAUGAAUGCACCUGUUACACAUUGUUAUCAGAAAUGCCUAAUUUUCUUUUAUCUGCAAAGAUAAGCAAAUAAGCUACAUCUUUCAGGGUAUGGUUACUGAUAACAAUAAGGCUAUCAUAGGUGAUCUUGAGGUAUGAUUGAUUGGUAGAGGAGGUGGGAUAGGUUAUGCAGGAUCAUAUCCAAAUGUGGACCAAAUCUUUGUUGAAAUGUGAGCAUGUAGGUACAUCAUAAUAUUUUGGAGGCUGGGCUGAUAAUUUAAAGGCUAACAGUUAUCAUGUCUAAAAUAAAAAGUUACUGAAUGAUUUCUCAUAAAGGAAAACCAGCAUGAAAGUCUAGUCGAAAUCCUAUAGAAAAUUUGUACAUAAUAAUAAACCUUUUGUUAUUUGUAAAUAAUGUCUGAAACAUGGCAUAUUAGAAGUCCCAAUUCUGGUUCACUGGCUAGACUCUCAUGAAACAAUUCUGGUUCACUGGUUGCCCUCUCAAGACACAUUUCUGGUUCACUGGCUGCCCUCUCAUGACACAUUCUGUUUCACUGGCUGCCCUCUCAUGACACAUUUCUGGUUCACUGGCUGCCCUCUCAAAUAAUGAAUGGAAUAAUACUUUUUAAAUUAAACUAAAUGAACAAAACAAUUAGUAGAACUACCUGUUCAUGAAAUAGCAGCCAUUAAGAAUAACACAAUUUGUCACAAAAUAGUCAUUUUGUUGAAGACCGUACUGUGACCUAUAAUGGUUUACUUUUAUAAAUUUUGACUUGGAUGGAGAGUUGUCUCAUUUGGCACUCAUACCACAUCUUCUUAUAUCUAUUUUGUUAUAUAAAUGAAUAUAUUUAAAAAUUCAUAAAAUUCAAUCAAUUUUUAUACGACCGCAAAAAUUAAAAAUUUUUUGGUCGUAUAUUGGUAUGGCGUCGUCGACGUCGCUGUCCGGCGUCGUCGUCCGAAGACACAUUGGUUUUCGCACUCUAACUUUAGUUUAAGUGAAUGGAUCUCCAUGAAAUUUUACCAUAAGGUUCAAUACCACAAAAGGAAGGUUGGGAUUGAUUUUGGGGGUUAUGGUACCAACAGUUAAGGAAUUAGGGGCCAAAAAUAAGCAUUUUUGUAACUUCCAGACAUAACUUGUGUGUUAGUGUAUGGAUCUCUCUGAAAUUGUACCACAAGGUUCCAUUUCACAAAGGGAAUGCUGGGAUUGAUUUUGGGGGUAAUUGCUGCAAAAUUUUAGGAAUUAGGGGCCAAAAAAGGGGCAAAAAACAAGCAUUUUUCUAGUUUCAUGAUAAUUACUUGUGUGUAAGCAUAUGGAUUUUUUUUAAAUUGAACUACAAGGUUCCAUAUCACAAAGGGAAAGCUGGAAUUGAGUUUGGGGGUAAUUGCCCUAAACGUUUAGGAAUAAGGGGCCAAAAAGGGGCCAAAAAUAGCAUUUUUCUAGUUUCCAGACAAUAACUUGUGUUCAAGUGUAUGGAUCUCUCUGAAAUUGUACUGCAAGGUACCAUACCACAAAAGGAAUGCUGGGAUUGAUUUUGGGGGUAAUUGCCUCAAAAUUUUAGGAAUUAGGGGCCAAAAAGGGGCAAAAAACAAGCAUUUUUCUAGUUUCAGGACAAUAACUUGUGUGUAAGUGUAUGGAUCUUUAUGAAAUUGUACUACAAGGUUCCAUAUCACAAAAGGAAAGCUGGGUUUGAGUUUGGGGUAAUUGCCCUUAACGUUUAGGAAUUUGGGGCCAAAAAGGGGCCUAAAAACAAGCAUUUUUUUAGUUUCCAGACAAUAACUUGUGUUCAAGUGUAUGGAUCUCUCUGAAAUUGUACUUCAAGGUACCAUACCACAAAGGGAAUGCUCGGAUUGAUUUUGGGGGUAAUUGCUUCAAAAUUUUAGGAAUUAGGGGCCAAAAAGGGGCAAAAAACAAGCAUUUUUCUAGUUUCAGGACAAUAACUUGUGUGUAAGUGUAUGGAUCUUUAUGAAAUUGUACUACAAGGUUCCAUAUCACAAAAGGAGAGCUGGGUUUAAGUUUGGGGGUAAUUGCCCUAAACAUUUAGGAAUUUGGGGCCAAAAAGGGGCCUAAAAACAAGCAUUUUUCUAGUUUCCAGACAAUAACUUGUGUUCAAGUGUAUGGAUCUCUCUGAAAUUGUACUGCAAGGUACCAUACCACAAAGGGAAGGCUGGGAUUGAGUUUGGGGGUGAUGAAUCAUAAGGGGGUUCAAAAAAUUUAGUGGAGGGAUUUUUUUUUUCUUUAAAAUUUUCCAUUUUGAAUUGGUUAUUUCUGAUUUAUAUAUAAAAGCAAAUAAUAAUGAUAUGGUUUGAAUAGGUAAAUUAAAAAAAUUUAAUUUCUUAGACCACAUUCAUUCUGUGUCAGAAACCUAUGCUGUGUCAAAUAUUUAAUCACAAUCCAAAUUCAGUGCUGUAUCAAGCUUGAAUGUUGUGUCCAUACUUGCCCCAACUGUUCAGGGUUCGACCUCUGCGGUCGUAUCAAGCUGCGCCCCAGCGGAGCAUUUUAUUGAGUUUAGAAAUAUGUUAUAACUAAAUGUUCGGUGCUUCAAUGCUGUAUUUUUUUAGUCUGCUCACCUUUUAAAGCUUUAGUUGUCCUCUUUAUGUUUGUGUAAUAUUCACUGAAACCCUAUUUGAAUUACCAUUCUGAUACUUAAUAUGAUAACUCCCCCAAUAUUUGGACUACACUGGCUUUGACUGUCAAUUGAGAGACCAAGCUUACUGUACAUAUUAUAGUUUACAGGUUAUAAUUAUUAAUUUAUAAAAUUGUAUGAUCAAAUUGUUUUAAAAAUCUAUGAAACUUGAUUGUUAUGCAGAAUAUGCAAAUUACAAUGAUUAAAUACUUGACUAAUAAAAUUGUGUAAAUACAUUACUUUUGUGUAUUGUAUACAAUAAAGAUAUAGUAAUGUG
This is a messenger RNA of Mytilus californianus (California mussel), 4158 nucleotides long. Its product is annotated as peroxisomal membrane protein PEX16-like. Gene Ontology annotation, cellular component: peroxisomal membrane. The record is from RefSeq and is a predicted model, not a curated record. Gene Ontology annotation, biological process: peroxisome organization. The coding region runs from base 17 to 1081 and encodes 354 amino acids. The transcript has 10 exons. Lineage: Eukaryota; Metazoa; Mollusca; Bivalvia; Mytilida; Mytilidae.